AUGGAGCGUCCGCGAAACCAACAGCCGCGGCCGCCAAGAGGGAACAAUCGCGGCGGUCGUGGUGGCAGAGGCGGUAGAGGAGGUGGUGGACGAGGUGGACGAGGUGGAGGCCAGGGCCACAGAGCACCAGCCACGCCGCAGCAGGCGGCCGGCACCGUGCCUACGAUCCGAGACGUUGCCCCCGGCGCCGGUGUCUUUAUAAUUCUCAAGGAAGACCAGCCUACGGGGAGAGAAACGCGCGGUGUGGUGGGUGAGGUGCUCACGUCGGGCAACCAUCCGCGAGGCAUUAAGGUGCGCCUGCGCGGAGGCCAAGUCGGCCGAGUACAGCGCCUGGACAAGACAUCAGCCGAGGAUGCGGAUCAUGAAGAAAGACGGCUCGCCGGAAGCGAUACGGGCUCGUCGAAUACGCGGACGCAUGCUGGCCCUGCGCGCGGAGGAGGAGGAGGAGGAGGAGGCGGUGCAAGAUUUUCGCAUCGAUAUACGGAUGUGCGCAACGACGACUACCUGGAAGGACCGCCGGAAAGAAGCUUGGCGGAUUUUCUACCAGCUGGAUUUGGGGUACCUGAAGCUUCUUCCGAAAAGAUGGCAGCGCCGACGGUUCGUUGCCCAAUGUGCGAGGAUUUUGAGGGUGACGAGGCGGCAGUGACGCAUCACUUGGAUCAAGUGCAUCUCGUUUGA
This is a messenger RNA of Beauveria bassiana ARSEF 2860, 678 nucleotides long. RefSeq lists its product as uncharacterized. Lineage: Eukaryota; Fungi; Ascomycota; Sordariomycetes; Hypocreales; Cordycipitaceae. The transcript has a single exon. The record is from RefSeq and is a predicted model, not a curated record. Bases 1 to 678 code for a protein of 225 amino acids.